Molecule: messenger RNA, 665 nt
Organism: Camellia sinensis
Lineage: Eukaryota; Viridiplantae; Streptophyta; Magnoliopsida; Ericales; Theaceae
Source: RefSeq, a predicted model, not a curated record
AAGAAAGUACUCCCCCACCCUUGACUCUCUCUCUGUCUCUCUCGCUUUACCAACUCUGACGUUACUACUACAACUACCCAACAGCAGCACAAACCAUAUAACUCUCUUCCAUGGCAUCACUGGUGGCUACAACAUUCCUUGUCAUCACUCUCACUCUCUUCAUCACCCAAAACGGUGUCGUAAAAGUGGCCGAAGCAACAUGGUGCGUGGCGAGGAGUGACGCCAGCCACCAGGCUCUACAGGCGGCUCUGGACUACGCAUGCGGCUUCGGAGCAGACUGCGGGCCGAUUCAGUCAUCUGGGCUUUGUUACCUUCCUAACACCGUUCAAGCUCACGCUUCCUAUGCCUUCAAUAGCUAUUACCAGCGCCAAGCCAAUGCCCCUGGCAGCUGCGACUUCGCCGGCUCCGCCACCAUUGCCAAAACCGACCCCAGUUAUGGAUCUUGUGUUUAUCCAUCGUCUCCAAGGUAUGAUUCAUUUAUGGGAAAAGAAUUGCUCGUGGACUUGGCCAGGAAGAACAAAACCCUCUUAAACCUAGACGAAUCGGUAGAAUCCAACCGUGCAACGGUUAUUGUAGGACCUCUAAAUUCUCCAUCCUCAAAAUCCAAGACAGAAAUGUCACAAUCUGCAAUCCCAAUAGUGAAAGCAAUUCCCAAAGUCAUCUAG